This is a messenger RNA of Cajanus cajan (pigeon pea), 2356 nucleotides long. Its product is annotated as Protein kinase superfamily protein. NCBI's taxonomy places the organism in Eukaryota, Viridiplantae, Streptophyta, Magnoliopsida, Fabales, Fabaceae. Gene Ontology annotation, biological process: protein phosphorylation. The record is from RefSeq and is a predicted model, not a curated record. Gene Ontology annotation, molecular function: ATP binding; protein kinase activity.
UAGAGACUAAUCAGAUUUCCUAUUGCCACUCUUAAAGGCUUUUUAUGCUUCUCCAACAAGUAUAAUAGAAUUUGGACAUGAGAGGUUGGCCGUUGGCCUCACACCCCUAACUGAAUUUAAUCAUGCACUACCUUACACUACUUAUUCUUAAGCAUUCAUCCGUGGGUGACAAGAACAAGCAGAGCAAAUAAUUCAUUCCAUUUCUCUGCACUCUCACUCACAAUUUUUCAUUUGAAAAUGGUACUUCCCUCCCCUGCCAAAAUACUAGUUGGCCUCUCCUUAGAUCCAGAUGACAGCAAGGAGCUUCUCUCAUGGGCAAUAAGAGUUCUAGCCAAUCCAAAUGACUCCAUCGUGGCCGUGCAUGUUCUUGUUGCUGAGAGUAAGAAGAAGCGUGUCUCAGUCAGAAGAAGGCAAUCACAACUUAGGCAGGCAAAAGCAUAUGUUAUAUCUGUGCUUGGAGAAUUUGCACAGACCUGUUGGUCUAAGCAGGUUAAUUUGGAGGCCAGGGUGGCACUCAAUUCGACAGUUGGUGAAGGUUUAGUGGAGGAAGCCAAGUCCAUCAAUGCUGACUUUCUUCUUAUUCGUGGUUCAAGGAACCGAACAAAUAAGAUUGGAACUUCUAAAGGGAUUACCAAGCAUUGUUUUGAGCAUGCACAUGAAGGUUGUACGAUGGUCUCAGUUGGGAGACGUACAAAGGCAGAUCAAAGUGCCAACUCAAACUCAACACGUUUUCAAGCAGAUAAUAAACGACCAAGUUCAAGAUGGUUUAAGAAGGAUAAGCAUUGUGACAAGGGUACCUCCCCUGUUCUGGAGGAUUAUAUCUCAGGAACCAAGGCACUGAACCGUUCACCAAGAACGGUACUAGAUUCUCUAGAGGGACAAUCGAACAGCACAGAAGAUGAUACCUUUAGCACUAGGGUCUCCAGCACCACGUAUACCCCAUCAUCAGAUUCUAAGAUUAAGAGCGGAUCCAAGAUAAGAAAACACCAGUUCCCAUUCAGGUUCAUAGUCUCAUUCCUUGCUUCACCAUUUAGAAGGAAAGGUUUUAAUAUAUCCAAAAAUGAAAAGCGACAGCCUUUAUUGAAGUGCUUCAGCUAUGAACAGAUAACCAAUGCUACCAACGACUUCCACCAAGAUAAUUUGGUAGGACGAGGAGGGUACUCAGAAGUAUACAAAGGUGAUCUUUCAGAUGGACGAACCAUUGCAGUGAAGAGGUUGACCAAGGACAACAAGGAUCCUAACAAAGAAAAGGAGUUCCUUAUGGAGUUGGGUGUUAUUGGACAUGUCUGUCAUCCUAAUACUGCAACUUUAGUGGGAUGCUGCAUUGAAAAUGGGCUAUAUCUGGUUUUCAAUUACUCUCAAAAUGGAAAUUUGGCAACUGCAUUGCAUGGUAAAGGAGGAGAUUCACUUGACUGGCCAAUCAGAUACAAAAUUGCCAUUGGUGUUGCAAGGGGUCUCCAUUAUCUUCAUAAAUGUUGCAAACACCGAAUAAUUCAUCGUGACAUCAAAGCCUCUAAUGUGCUUCUGGGUCCUGAUUAUGAACCACAGAUUACCGAUUUCGGGCUUGCAAAGUGGCUUCCUAACAAGUGGACUCACCAUGCUGUGAUCCCCGUAGAGGGCACAUUUGGAUACUUAGCACCAGAGUACUUUAUGCAUGGAAUCGUGGAUGAGAAAACAGAUAUUUUUGCAUUUGGAAUUCUACUUUUGGAGAUUGUAACUGGACGGAGACCUGUUGAUUCCUCAAAGCAAAACCUUCUCCUAUGGGCAAAGCCUCUGAUGGAAUCAGGGAAUAUUGGUGAGCUAGCUGAUCCAAGAAUGGAAGGUAAAUAUGAUGAAGAGCAACUGUAUAGGGUAGUGCUAACGGCUUCAUACUGUGUGAGACAAACUGCCACGUGGCGUCCCCCAAUGAGCGAGGUUUUAGAGCUGCUAGCCAGUGGGCAAGAGAGUGAAGCUGGAAAGAGCUGGAGGAUCCCAAAGUUCACUUCAGAUGAAUUGGAUGAUUACUCUAUGGUUUUCGGAUAUGAUGUACCCUCAGACAUAUCUUUGGAGGAUUAUUUGUGAGAAUUAAAUGUAGGUUCAGUUUGAGUUUUCUUUUCUAUAUUCUUGUCGUAGGAGUGAAGUAAUUAAUAAGCAUUAGAUCAGAGGUUGCUUCUUUAUUUUUGUAACUUAUCAUAUGACUUUCUUUUGUUGUUUAUUUUGUACACUUUAGUCCAGUAUGUCAUGGUUGAGCAAAUACGAUCAAAUUUAUUUUAUUUUAUUUUAUGGGGGGAAGAGGAAGAGUGAGAAAGAUUUUAGGGAAAUAUUGUUAGAGGCAGUCUUAUUUGUGCCAAGUUUUUGGUAUGCAAAAAAAUUAUAA